AUGAUCCGUCUUCCUGCAUUAGAUACCUCUCCGUCUCGCCUUAAUUGGUCUCCUUUCGCCACUAAUUUUCAGCUAACCCUCCUCCUUCUUCUGAUGUUCUUCCCUUGUCGGCGCUGGUCCUUCGCUCUUUGCUCCACCUCUCCCAACAUCCUCGCUCACCUCAACACGUCCGAUCUGCCUCAUCUUCAAUCGCCACCCAUCAUCCCUUCCCACCCAUCCCUCCCCACCAUCCCUCCCCACCAUCCCUCCCCACCAUCCCUCCCCACCAUCCCUUCCCACCCAUCCCUCCCCACCAUCCCUCCCCACCAUCCCUCCCCACCAUCCCUCCCCACCAUCCCUCCCCACCAUCCCUCCCCACCAUCCCUCCCCACCAUCCCUCCCCACCAUCCCUCCCCACCAUCCCUCCCCACCAUCCCUCCCCACCAUCCCUCCCCACCAUCCCUCCCCACCAUCCCUCCCCACCAUCCCUCCCCACCAUCCCUCCCCACCAUCCCUCCCCACCAUCCCUCCCCACCAUCCCUCACACCACCAUCCCUCCCCACCAUCCCUCACACCACCAUCCCUCCCCACCAUCCCCCACCAUCCCUCCCACCAUCCCUCCCCACCAUCCCUCCCCACCAUCCCUCCCCACCAUCCCUCCCCACCAUCCCUCCCCACCAUCCCUCCCCACCAUCCCUCCCACCAUCCCUCCCCACCAUCCCUCCCCACCAUCCCUCCCCACCAUCCCUCCCCACCAUCCCUCCCCACCAUCCCUCCCCACCAUCCCUCCCCACCAUCCCUCCCCACCAUCCCUCCCCACCAUCCCUCCCCACCAUCCCUCCCCACCAUCCCUCCCCACCAUCCCUCCCCACCAUCCCUCCCCACCAUCCCUCCCCACCAUCCCUCCCCACCAUCCCUCCCCACCAUCCCUCCCCACCAUCCCUCCCCACCAUCCCUCCCCACCAUCCCUCCCCACCAUCCCUCCCCACCAUCCCUCCCCACCAUCCCUCCCCACCAUCCCUCCCCACCAUCCCUCCCCACCAUCCCUCCCCACCAUCCCUCCCCACCAUCCCUCCCCACCAUCCCUCCCCACCAUCCCUCCCCACCAUCCCUCCCCACCAUCCCUCCCCACCAUCCCUCCCCACCAUCCCUCCCCACCAUCCCUCCCCACCAUCCCUCCCCACCAUCCCUCCCCACCAUCCCUCACACCACCAUCCCUCCCCACCAUCCCUCACACCACCAUCCCUCCCCACCAUCCCUCCCCACCACCCCUCCCCACCAUCCCUCCCCACCAUCCCUCCCCACCAUCCCUCACACCACCAUCCCUCCCCACCAUCCCUCCCCACCACCCCUCCCCACCAUCCCUCCCCACCAUCCCUCCCCACCAUCCCUCACACCACCACCCCUCCCCACCAUCCCUCCCCACCAUCCCUCCCCACCAUCCCUCACACCACCAUCCCUCCCCACCAUCCCUCCCCACCAUCCCUCCCCACCAUCCCUCCCACCAUCCCUCCCCACCAUCCCUCCCCACCAUCCCUCCCCACCAUCCCUCCCCACCAUCCCUCCCCACCAUCCCUCCCCACCAUCCCUCCCCACCAUCCCUCCCCACCAUCCCUCCCCACCAUCCCUCCCCACCAUCCCUCCCCACCAUCCCUCCCCACCAUCCCUCCCCACCAUCCCUCCCCACCAUCCCUCCCCACCAUCCCUCCCCACCAUCCCUCCCCACCAUCCCUCCCCACCAUCCCUCCCCACCAUCCCUCCCCACCAUCCCUCCCCACCAUCCCUCCCCACCAUCCCUCCCCACCAUCCCUCCCCACCAUCCCUCCCCACCAUCCCUCCCCACCAUCCCUCCCCACCAUCCCUCACACCACCAUCCCUCCCCACCAUCCCUCACACCACCAUCCCUCCCCACCAUCCCUCACACCACCAUCCCUCCCCACCAUCCCUCACACCACCAUCCCUCCCCACCAUCCCUCACACCACCAUCCCUCCCCACCACCCCUCCCCACCACCCCUCGCCCCUUUCUGGAAAGUCCUCAUGCCCUUCCUCACCUCUCCCGCACGGCUUGUAGGUCCGAGUAG
This is a messenger RNA of Closterium sp. Naga37s-1, 2061 nucleotides long. Lineage: Eukaryota; Viridiplantae; Streptophyta; Zygnematophyceae; Desmidiales; Closteriaceae. The record is from the annotation of a GenBank genome assembly.